Molecule: messenger RNA, 4468 nt
Organism: Syngnathus typhle (broad-nosed pipefish)
Lineage: Eukaryota; Metazoa; Chordata; Actinopteri; Syngnathiformes; Syngnathidae
Gene: pcdh8.1
Product: protocadherin 8
Exons: 4
Coding region: 1458-4343 (961 amino acids)
Biological process (GO): homophilic cell-cell adhesion
Cellular component (GO): plasma membrane
Molecular function (GO): calcium ion binding
Source: RefSeq, a predicted model, not a curated record
ACUCUAUGAAUGUCAAGAAGUGGAUUUCUUCUCGUGAGCAUCGGCGAUGAUACAAAGCUGCAUUUUAAUGUGGAAACCUUAACUUUCCUCUUUAGUUAAUCGCCAAGCUAAGCCACUUUGCUUUUGAUUCAUGAGUACGCGUUGGAUUAUUGAAGUCUAUUGAUUACUGCUGAGGCCGUCGUUGGUUUUUAGUGGUGAGCACGCACUGCGUUGCUUGAUGAUAUGCAGGGGAGCUGGUGAAUUAUUAGUUUUAAAUAAUGGAACACAGCAGAACGGUGGUGCCAAAUACUGUCAGCUUAGUAGUAAACACGAAGCCGAAUCAUCUUCUACUAAAAUGAUUACAGAAGAUUCAAUCAAUAAUUCAAUGACUAAUUAAUAUUUGCAUGAGGUAUGAUGAGAAUUAUGAGAAACUAUACUUAUUGAGUGGACUUUGAAAAGAGCUUUUAAUAGACGAGGGAAAAGAUGGAUGUGCUAACAGCCAUCCAUAUACAAGCAACUUGAGGUUAACUUUGAAGGUUCUACUGAAUUUCUUGUGUCAGAUUGUGGUUAUAAUGUCUCAUACUGAGAUGCUGGGCCCAUUUGACCACCCACCCAAUAUGCUAUCUGGCUCAACAAAGGUUUAUAGCAGUCAAAAAGCUGUCAUGCAGUUGUACUUUUACAUUAGAUAAUUGUUGAUUUGACCUGAAAGCUUCUUUGGCAGCCUCCGCUCCCUUUGGGUGGACCGCUGCCAGGCCAUCAAUGGAUGGGUCAGUGCACAUUUGCAUAGCAGCCUAUGAAAACACACACACACACACACGCAAAACCAUAACGAUGAGAGCAUGUUUUCUGUUCAUUUUCAACAGCACAAUAGAAUUUCAGUGUAUCUGGAAUCUCUACAUUUGUUGGACACCUGCAGACAGAAUGGAAAGUAGUAAUCGAUACUUUUGCAUUCAUGAAAGUUACUCAUUUGACAACAUGUUUAUUGUUGUGUUGUUGUGAUGUGGAAUUGCACUGCAUUACACACAGAUGUUUGUAUUUCACUUCCCUUAGUAAGGUAGAUGAGAAGGUCAAAUUAUUAGAAAUGGCUCUUCGUGUGACUUAUGGCUACAGGUUGCUGCACUAAUAUUUCUUUUUAAAUUAAUACUUUGUACAUCAGUAGAACAAAAACUGAGUAAGAAAAAUUGAUGGUUGUAAUAAUGAAAAAUAGCAAACAAUUACAGGACUACUUUUGGAAUGAUAAGGUGCCAAAAGUUAAACAUUUGCCUUUCAAAUGGUACGCAGCAGUUCGUCAUAAGCCAAAAGUGCCCCCUUUUGGUGGCGUGUGCUGUCAGGCCAUUGGUGGAUGGGUCAACUCAUUUACAUACGGCCCAGUUUAUAGCCUGCCUGUAAGUGUGAAGCAUGCACUUACUCACAAAGCUGAGGUCUGCUCAGGUCAUUUGUGAUUCACAUGAGUAGAACUUCUUUGGUUUUUUAACAAGAUGGCAAGACUUGCUCACUGCUGCUUCGUGCUGGCUUUAAUUAUUUACAAGGUUCAGUGCACGACAACAAGAUACUUCACCUACGAGGAGGACGCACCUGGGACAGAAAUAGGCAACUUAUCCCGAGACUUGAAAAUCGACCCCGCCGAAGGCCAUGACACGUCCUUUCGCUUCAUGCAGGAAAACAAUUUCUCGGUAGUGUACAUGCGUGAGGCCGACGGGCUCUUGUGCGUGGCUGAGCUCAUCGACCGCGAGCUGCUGUGUCCUCGCACCCCGCGGUGCUUUGUCACCUUUGACGUGGUGGCUCUCUCCAAUGAAAAGUUUCAGCUCAUUCACGUUGAGAUUGAAGUGCGGGACAUAAACGACCAUGCCCCCGCAUUUGCCCGCAAUGAAAGCACUCUGGAAAUCUUGGAGAAUUUGCCCCUGGACUCUCGUUUCCCGUUACCUAUUGCUGUUGACCCGGAUGUGGGUGAAAACUACAUCCAGAGCUACAACAUCUCCCCCAGCAGCCACUUUGCCGUGGAGGCGCAUGAGCGGGAGGAUGGCGUCAAGUUUGCCGAGCUGGUUCUGGUGAGGGAGCUGGACCGGGAGAUGGAGGACUCCUACCUGGUGGAGGUAACCGCAACUGACGGAGGCGUGCCCAACAGAUCAGGCUCCACGACGGUUCGCAUCAAGGUGAUGGACUUCAAUGACAACGGGCCCAUUUUUGAGCAUGGCUCGCUGAAGGUGGAGCUUAACGAGGACGCUCCGGUGGGCCACCGUGUGGUGCGGGUGCACGCCUUCGACCCUGACGAGGGCGUCAACGGCGAGGUGAUGUACGCCUUUGACAGUUUCUCGGCAGAAGCCGCCCGCGUCUUCCACAUUGACCCGCACACCGGCGACGUGACGCUGAGGGCCCGUGUGGACUUUGAGAGGCGUCGAUCCUACGAGCUGCGUGUCAAGGCCUCCGACCUGGGCGCCGAGCCUGCGUCCUCCAGUUGGAAGGUGUCAAUUGACGUGGUGGACGUGAACGACAACGCGCCUGAGAUCAACAUCAAGCCCAUGACCGCCAGUGCAGACGACGUGGCGUACAUCACAGAGGCUGCGGCCGCAGAAAGCUUUGUGGCCCUCAUCAGCACCUCGGACCUGGACUCUGGCUCUAACGGCUACGUGCGAGUCAGCCUUCUCGGCCACGAAGACUUCACCUUGCAGCAAGCCUACGGGGAGACCUUCAUGAUAGUCACCACCGCCACUCUGGACCGGGAGAGGAUCCCUGAGUAUAACCUGACUAUUGUUGCUGAAGAUUUGGGCAGCCCCCCUUUUAAAACAGUGCGCCAGUACACCAUCAGGGUCACCGAUGAGAACGACAACGCACCUCUGUUCAGUAAGUCGGCGUAUGAAGUCUCAAUCAUAGAAAACAACAUUCCAGGUUCUUACGUCACCACAGUAGUGGCCCGCGAUCUUGACCUGGGCAAAAAUGCAAAAGUCUCCUACAAGCUUCUGGAGUCUGACGUGCAAGGCGGGUCGCUGGUUUCCACCUUCGUGUCUGUAGAUUCCCAAACGGGCUCUUUGUACACAGCCAGGUCCUUCGACUAUGAGAGCAUCCAUGAAGUUGAGCUGGUCAUCCAAGCGGAAGACAAAGGGUCCCCUUCGUUGUCGAGCACGACGACAAUUAAAAUCCAAGUGGUGGACCAGAAUGACAACUACCCGUAUUUCACCUUCCCCGUGUUGUUUAACGACUCCGCCGAUAUCCCGCUGCCCUUGAACGCCCCCGCUUCCUAUCUGGCUCUGCGCCUCUCUGCCGAAGACACAGAUGACGGCGUGAACGCCGAGCUGUCCUACCACAUGUUACAAGGCGACCGCAAAUUAUUCAGUGUGGACAAGGGUACCGGGGAGAUCACCCUCAAACAAUGGCUGAAGGCCCAAAUCGGGGACAUCCUGGAACUGGUCGUGGUUGUGAGCGACCGCGGCCGUUCACCACUCUCCAGCAGCGCCACCGUGCGCUUCGUGGUCACUGACACGGAUCCCAACGAGGACCGAGCCGUGGUGGUCUUGCGUUCAAGCGAUGAAGAAGGCAUCGUGGCGGGCUUGGAUGCCUCGCUGGUGGUCAUCAUCUUGCUAAGCGGCGGGUGCGCUCUGCUGCUGGUGGCCAUCGUGGCCGUGGUGGUCACGUGCAAAGUGGGCCGCGGCCGCUCAGGGCUUUCUAAAAGGGAAGGCCGCCACAAUUUGUUUGACAGCAGGCCGCCCCCCGGGUCCACCCAUGGUAACAUAUACACUGGCUCGAGAGGCUUCUUCCUGGAAAGGACCUCCUCGAGUUUGGAUGACUCCUGCUCGUAUGAGGAGAGAAGCAACGACUCAGAAUCAAAGGUGUUCAUUCCCUCAAAGCACUUCCAGCCGUCAUCUAUAUGGCAAGCUGACAAGUAUUGUUUGCAAGUGAGUGGCACGACCAACACUGACCAGCUGAGCGUGAAGGACAGCGGCAAAGGGGACAGCGACUUCAAUGACUCGGACUCGGACGUCAGCGGAGACGCUGGCAAGAGGAGCUUCAGCACCUUUCACCCAAGACUUAAAAGUUCGUCCAGCACCGCUAACAGCUUAGCGGGGGAUUGCCAAGGCACCUACUGUGCGAUACCGCAGCAGUGCUUCAGGAACCCCAGAGACUUGGCGUAUGCCGUCGGCUUCUCCCCGGAAAUCCUCUUCAAUGAUCUGAACGGCUACACCCACUCCUGGAAGGAAUCUGGCUAUGCGACCAAUCCCAAGAAACCUCAUAGUGGUGGUGUGCAGAACUACACGGGUAGAACGGGAACCCUUCCACCUUACCUGUCUCAGGUGCAGAAUGACCCUAAACUCCACAAGCCAAAUAUUGUAACCGUGGCAACGGAAUCAGAGGUAGCGACUAUGUUUUGAGUUUUAACCUCACGUGAACUGUGAAUACUUGUAAAAAAUUUCUCAGUGUUUAUUAGCAUUUGCUGAUGUGUAUUUGUAUAUAUUUUUUAGUCCGCCUUUCCCAAUAAAUGUGUGAUUGUCAAAAA